Messenger RNA from Cercospora beticola, 2169 nucleotides. RefSeq names its product U4/U6-U5 snRNP complex subunit PRP3 (gene PRP3). Gene Ontology annotation, cellular component: U4/U6 x U5 tri-snRNP complex. The record is from RefSeq and is a predicted model, not a curated record. Gene Ontology annotation, biological process: mRNA splicing, via spliceosome. Lineage: Eukaryota; Fungi; Ascomycota; Dothideomycetes; Mycosphaerellales; Mycosphaerellaceae.
CAGACGACUCACUCGGUCCUUCCACCACUCGUAUCAUGACGGGCAAGCGACCACACGAGACCAACGGCGAGGGCAGCGAUGUCAAGCGACAACGUGCGGGCGAUGGAUCGCCUCUGCCCGUCCGGCAAUUGGACGGCGAGAGCGACCUGGAGCGCAGGAAGAGAGAAACCGCGGAGAAGAUCGCUGCGAUGAAAGCAAGAAUUGCUGCCAACAAGCCAAAUGGAGGCGCGAGUGCACCUCCAGCACCGGCACCAGCGGCGGCACCUCCUGCUUCAGCGGACGAUCAGGCAGCGAAAAAGGCAGAGGUCGCUGCAAAAAUUGCUGCCAUGAAAGCGAAGAUGGCAGCAAAGAAACCUACACCUGUGAAUGGUGCUGCUGCUCCACCUCCGCCAGCACAGAAGGAGCCCAAAGAAUCUGCACCCUGGAUGCAAGAAGCAAGGCGCCGCGCAGAGGGAAUUGCUGCAUCCAGGCGAGCCGCUCCUGUCAUACCCACCCCUCCACCCAGGAACGAAGGACGAGGUGCAACAGGUGGUCUGGGAGUAGGAAUACACCCCUCGUUACUAGGAGAUACUGGUGGUGAUAGAGGCAAGCCCGGACAGCAGGGACCCAAAUUCAGCACUACCAAGGGCAAUCGUCAACCAGAAAAGCCUAAAAUCAACCCAUAUCUCGAUGCGCAGCCCGAUGAAGAAGAGGGCGUGGAGGACUCGACUUUUGCGCCAACCGCACGCAAAUACGCCGAGCGUAAGAGCAGACAGAUUCAGUUCAGCGAGAAGGGCAAGUAUAUGGCCCAGGCGAAUGCGUUCCGUCAGCAAGCCAAGCUGGAGGAGAUGAAGCGGAGAAUUGCUGCAGAGACGCGGAAGACGCAAAUAGAGGAGGCAUCCGAUAAAGCAUACCUCGUGCCUGAGCCGCCCGAAGUGGAGUGGUGGGAUGAAGGUCUUCUGCCUGAAGGCCAAAACAGCUAUGAAAACUGGGAGCAAGAAGGACGGAACAAAAUCGAAGUUGAGGACAGUAUUAUCACAGCUCUGAUCCAGCGACCGGUCUUACUCGCCGCGCCACAGGACAAGUUCGCGCCCGCGCCCAAACCCCUCAUGCUUACCACGAAAGAGCAGAAGAAAUUGCGGAGGCAGCGAAGAAUGGCGGACAUGAAGGAAGAACAGGCUAAGAUUCGUCUCGGUUUGGUUGAGCCACCUCCACCAAAAGUCAAAAAGUCAAACAUGAUGCGCGUUCUGGGAGAACAGGCUGUGAAGGAUCCUACUGCAGUCGAAGCUCGUGUGAACCGUGAAAUUGCUCAAAGAGCUCACGACCACGAGGUUGCAAACGAAGAGCGCAAGCUGACCCCGCAACAACGUGCGGAGAAGUUGAAGCAACAGCAAGCUGGAGAUGAAGCAAAGGGCAUCAAGAUUGCUGUCUUUCGCGUGGAUGACCUCAGCUCCGGGAAACAUCGAUAUCAGCUUGACAUCAACGCAAAACAAAAUGGCAUUACUGGCAUGGUCAUUCUGAAUCCCACGCUUAACCUGGUCAUUGUGGAAGGUGGCGUGCACAGCAUAAAGAACUACAAGAAGCUCGUCUUGAACCGCAUUAAAUGGACCGAGAACACCGCACCUCCCCCGGAUAGUGCGCCAACCACGUUCACUGGAGCCACUGAUGGCUCUGUCGCAAAUGUGACAGACGGCACACGGGGCAAAGGCAGCAAAGCUGCUGAUUGGUGUAACCCGCUGGACGAAGACGGCAACCUUAAGGAUCUUAGCUCAAACGUAUGCGAGCUCAUCUGGGAGGGAGAAGAAGCGACUAGAAGCUUCAAGCGCUGGGGCAGUAGAGCUUGCGAGACUGACGGCGAGGCCAAAGAUGUCUUGACGAAGACCAAAAUGGAGAACAUGUGGACACUGGCAAGGAGCAAACAAGGUCAAAAGCCGGCCUGGUAAGCAGUAUGCAGAGACGAGCCCAUGAGGUGCGUAGUGCACGUCCUCAAAGACGAAGCACCAAAUGAACUGAUGCGGCACAAAUGCACAUGCGCUGGGAUGAGAUGAUGUGCAGUUCGAAGUUAAGUCUCACCAUACAUACCCUGAUCGUUCGACCUCUGCUAAACCGCAUCGCCAUAUGUACAGAUCGUGCAAACUAGGUCCGACGUCUGUUCAUAGCGUUAGUGAACCUUGUAGUGCUAUGGAAGCA